UCAUUUUGUACCAAAACAACAUAUGUACUCUUCUAUUCUGCGCCGUCAUCUUCACAUGACAUUUUACAUUAUUUCACCAACAAUAGCACCAAAUUUAUUUUGAACAUUUAAACAGUACCUAAGUGAAGUUGAAAAUAAAAAAUCCUUCUUCAAGUUUUUGUGCCGUACUUGUGCAGUUUUCAAUAAAUUCAAAAUGAAGGAAGGAAAUUCACCAAAAAAGGAAGAUCCGCAAAAACAUAACAAAGUUGAAGGGAGAACUCACACUAUGGAAGAGCAAAGAAGGCGGAGCUAUGAUAUGAAGAGACAUUCUAUACUGUCUGAAACCCUGGUGUCACAUGCACUGAGGGAGGUAGUCUCUGACCACAUCAUGGCCGGACCUCAUGGAGCUCUGCAGCCUGUUACUUCACUGAGCAGUAUGCAACUCAGAGAGAGUCAGCGGUCUGGUUCCAGGCACACCGUUCUGGCAUUGAGCCUUGCAGAUGUUCAGUUACCAGUUUUAUUCGAGGAUGCCAUCAUAGAAACAAGCCACGGUUGUUUCCAGUAUAAACUGAUGGCACUAUGUGGAUUUAUUUACUCCUGUUGUAGCUUGAGCACAACAACACUAUCCUUUGUACUCCCAGCAGCUCAGUACGACUUCAAACUAACCUCUAUAGACAAAGGGGUUUUAAACACUGCUCCACUGUUCGGUAUGGUAGCUGGUGCAUAUAUAUGGGGCAACUUUGCCGAUAACAAAGGACGGAGAUUUGUACUAUUAUAUUCACUUUUGAUAGACGCGUUUGCUGCCUUUUCUUCAAGCUUCUGUCAGACAUUCACAUUAUUUUUUAUCUGCAGGGUUUUCAACGGGUUCGGGAUUAUCGGGGCAACAAGUAUCGUGUUCGCUUAUUUGGGAGAGUUCUUAAAUGUCAGUAAAAGAGACCGUUAUCUCUCGCGUCUUGAAUUGUUCUGGACAUUUGGAAUCAUCGCACUUCCUGUUAUAGGGUUUGCGAUUCUCCCUCGUGAUUGGGAGAUUGGUAACAAUGUGUUUAGCUUUAACUCUUGGCGGAUAUUUGUUUUCGCUUGUGGAAUUCCCAGUUUCAUUGCUGCAGUACUGAUUGCCCUUAUGCCCGAGAGUCCAAGAUUCCUCUACUUCAAAGGUUAUUAUGAGAAAACAAAAGAUGUCCUUGUACGAAUGUACAAGUCAAACACUGGGAAAACGAGAGAAGACUUUCCCGUGCAAGUUCUCUAUACGGACGGUGAUGAGGAACAUCACUUAAAACACGGAGCAAGCCGAUGGGUCAAAGUGAAACAUGUAAUUAAAGGAAUUUUAAAGCAACACAAAAUCUUAUUUAAAGGCCACUCGCUUUUUAAUAUCAUCAUAACAUGUUUCAUAGACUUUGGCCUAAUGUCAGUGUACUACACGUUCAUGCUAUGGGUCCCCGAACUGCUCCAUCGUCAUGCACGAUACCUAGAAGCUCAUUCUGCUGAGAGUGCGUUCAUAUGUACAGCAGUCAAAGAACCUGAGUCACUACAAGGAGACGAUGAGAAAGUGGACUAUCACACUUUGAUUCACACAUUUAUAAUCUGCUUUGCCUGUCUUCCUUCAAAUUUUAUGCUCUUGUGCCUCAUACAGUUUGUCAGUAAGAAAGCACUUCUAGUAACCUUCCUAGUGGGGGCUGCAGGACCUACCUUUGCUCUAUAUUUUAUGGACACAGAGUUCAAGCUGACAACGAUGCUUUGCUUGUUUGAGGCAAUCGCCACCUUGGUCGAGGCAAUUCUGUUUUGCGCUAUCGUAGAGAUUUUUCCUCUCAGCACUCGAGGAUCUGCGCUUUCUCUCACAGUUACAGUUGGGAGACUAGGAGCUAUCCUGGGCAAUAUUGUGUUUGGCCUGUCCUUAGAAACCCAUUGUAGAGAACUGUUUUUCAGUAUGAGUGGUUUGCUUUUGUUUAGUGGAUUAGCAGCUCUACUACUGCCCAAGAUGAGUGGGGGACACUGAGUAUACCUAAAGU
Macrosteles quadrilineatus (aster leafhopper) is the source of this 1985-nucleotide messenger RNA. RefSeq names its product synaptic vesicle glycoprotein 2B-like. The transcript has a single exon. Gene Ontology annotation, biological process: transmembrane transport. Lineage: Eukaryota; Metazoa; Arthropoda; Insecta; Hemiptera; Cicadellidae. The record is from RefSeq and is a predicted model, not a curated record. Gene Ontology annotation, molecular function: transmembrane transporter activity. Bases 194 to 1972 code for a protein of 592 amino acids.